Messenger RNA from Anolis carolinensis (green anole), 3422 nucleotides. RefSeq names its product potassium calcium-activated channel subfamily U member 1 (gene kcnu1). The coding region runs from base 180 to 3380 and encodes 1066 amino acids. The transcript is spliced from 28 exons. Gene Ontology annotation, cellular component: postsynaptic membrane. The record is from RefSeq and is a predicted model, not a curated record. NCBI's taxonomy places the organism in Eukaryota, Metazoa, Chordata, Lepidosauria, Squamata, Anolidae. Gene Ontology annotation, biological process: potassium ion transmembrane transport. Gene Ontology annotation, molecular function: large conductance calcium-activated potassium channel activity.
GUCUACCUCUGUUCUAUGGUUGCCGUGUCACGUUUCCACCUUGCAGUCCAUCACUCACACAAGGAAUGAUGUCAUGCACCAAGUGUUGGCAGUGACAUCACAAAGUUUCUACAAAGGAGCAGCACCUUUCAGAACCUCUAAGCUGUUGUGAAGGGAAGAAAGACAAGAAGAUAAGAGCCAUGUCCCAUGCACACUCACAUGGCGGAGAUGAAGGAUGGGUCGAGGAAAUUGCAGCACACUGUACUGAUUUUGUCCAAGUGGCCUUUAUUACUGCUUGUCUGUCUAUUUUUGUGGGAGGCCUGGUUUUGAUCAUUUUGUUCAGGAUAAUUGAGGCCAUUUUGACCUUCAUCCUCUUUCUCAUGCUUCGACCGUGUAAGGUAAAAUCUAUAAAAGUGCCCCUCCUGGACCGCUGGAAAGGAUAUUUUCAAGACUGGGUGGUGAGAAUGCUCUCAGCUCAAACAUCUGUAGGACGUGUGGUGGUAAUACUGGUAUUCCUCUUUAGUAUUGGGUCACUUAUAAUUUACUUUAUCAACUGUUACAGUGUUAGCGAGUUUUGCCUCUCUUUUGAAGACCAGACAAUUAAUGUUGACUUAUUCUUUAAUGUAUUCUUCCUUCUUUACUUUGGAUUACGGUUCCUGGCAGCAAAUGACAAGCUGAUAUUUUGGCUUGAGCUUAAUUCCAUUGUGGACUUCUUCACUAUCACUCCAGUCUGCAUAUCCUUUUAUUUAGGAAGAAACUGGCUUGGUUUGAGGUUUUUGAGAGCACUCAGGUUGAUGGAACUUCCUAAAAUUUUGCAGUUCCUUCACAUCACCACAAGUGGUACUGCAAUCAAGCUAACCAAACUAUUGGCUGUAUUUGUCAGUACCUGGCUAACUGCUGCAGGAUUUCUUCACUGGAUGGAAAAUUCUGGUGAUCCCUGGGUAAAAGUGAAGAAUUCCCAAAAUUUGACUUAUUUUGAGUGUUUAUACCUGAUCAUGGUAACCAUGUCUACAGUUGGUUAUGGGGACGUAAUUGUCAAGACCACCUUGGGACGUGGAUUCAUCCUUUUCUUCAUCGUUGCUGGUUUGAUCCUAUUUGCUAAUUUGGUUCCUGAAAUGGCAGAUAUUGUUGGAAGCACUAAGAUGUACAGAGGUUCCUAUGAAGCUGUGAAAGGCCGAAAGUUUAUAGUUGUCUGUGGUCAUAUCACUCUGAGCAGUGUAACAGCUUUCAUAAAGGACUUCCUAGCACAAGCUUCAUCAGAUGAAGCCACUGAAAUGGUUUUCCUGGGAGAAAAUCCCCCUUCUCUGGAGCUAGAAACUGUGUUCAGAUGUUAUGCUGCAUAUUCCUGCUUCUAUCAAGGUACUGUCAUGAAGACUGAAGAUCUUCUGAGAAUUCAGAUGAAUAGAGCUGAAGCAUGUCUCAUUUUGGCUGACACGUGUUCUGUCGAGCCCUAUAUUGAGGAUACCUCCAACAUCAUGAGGGUGUUGUCCAUUAAGAAUCACUACCCAAGUACCAGAGUCAUAAUACAAAUCAUCCAGUCUUCUAACAAGCUCUACUUGCCAAAGCUUCCCAACUGGGACUGGAAGAAAGGAGACAGUGUCAUCUGUUUUGCUGAACUCAAGCUCGGGUUAAUAGCACAGAGUUGUUUGAUACCUGGUUUGACUUCUUUGUUGACCAGUCUGUUCAUUAGGGAAGGUAUAGAGCAAAUGGACUUUAAUAUAAAGCAUCAGAGUGAAAUAGAAGGCCAAGAAUAUAAGGUGAUGACUCAACUUUUCUCAUCUGAUUUCAAUGACAUGUCUUUCAAAGAUGCUUGCCGGUUGUGCUUUGUGAAGCUGAACCUCAUACUGCUAGCUAUUGAAUAUCAGUCCGGUGCUCGUGCAAAUAGCAUUCUGAUCAACCCAGCUUCCUCGACUAAAAUAGAUGGCAACACAAUGGGGUUUUUCGUGGCCAAAUCUGUAAAGGAUCUCAAAAGGGUUCGAUAUUAUUGCAGCCUCUGCCACAAUCAUAUUAUGAACCCAGAGCUUAUUGGAAAGUGCCGUUGCAAAGGUCGAAAAGGUUUCUCCAUUAUGAAUCAAAUUAAAGCUGUGCAGGAUUUUUUUGUCCGUCCAGAGCGGCCACUCCCACAAGCAGGUAGCUCUGGUUUAGAAGAGACUGUUGAAACAGAAAGACCAGGUGAAAUGGAUGGACAGCGCAGUGGAACAACACUAGACACCACUGGAAUGUUUCAUUGGUGUGAAGCUGUUUCCUUCGCAAAGGCUGUCUUUAAACGCAAGAAGAGAUUGAUCAUGAACUUGCGCGAUCACAUUGUAGUCUGUGUUUUUGGAGAUGCGACUUCAUCAUUGAUUGGACUUCGCAACUUCGUGAUGCCCCUACGAGCUAGUAACUUCACCGUAAAAGAACUGAAGGAAAUUAUCUUUCUUGGAAAUCUUGAGUAUCUACAGAAGGAAUGGGAAUACAUCCAUAAUUUCCCCAAACUAUAUGUCGUCAGGGGCAGUGCUCUUUCUGGUGCAGAUCUGAGGGCAGUCAACAUCAAGCAGUGUGCCAUGUGUGUCAUUCUCUCAGCUCAUGCCAAAGGAGGCGUUGGUGAUCAAACAUUAGUGGAUACAAAAUCUAUCCUGGCAACAAUGAACAUACGUUCUAUGCAGUUAAAGCUGAAUCCAACAGCACUACAUAUUUUUCCAUUUGCGACCAAUUCUCCUACAUCACCACCGAAGAAGAAGAAAAAAAAAGGGGAGAGAGCCAGCCACGAUGCAAUGCCAGCACGCAUUCCCUUCAAAAGGAUCCCCGUCAUUACUGAGCUGAAGAUAGCUUCAAAUGCACAAUUCUUUGAACAGAGAGGUGGACGUGAAAUCGUAUAUCAGACCUACACAACACUUGCAUCUCGAGGGACCAUAUUUUCUGACAGCUUUUUGGAUUCUUUACUGUGCACUACUUACCAUAAUCACCAUGUGUUAGCAUUGCUCCAGACACUAGUGACCGGAGGAACCAGUCCAGAACUGGAAGAAUAUUUGGCAGAGGAGGCAACACUGAGUGGCAGUGCCACUAUUGUGGUGCCCCCUGAACUCAGGAACAGAUGCAAAAUGUCCCUUCUGCCACUCACAGGCAGUAUCACUUUUUCAGAAUCAACAACGAUCUUCUUUGGCGAUGUGUUUACUAAAGCGCUUCAUAAAUUGGGAAUCCUUUGCUUUGCCAUCUACCGCUUGAAAGCAGAACCCAAUCCAUUUGAUCACAGGUUUGUGAUUGUUCAGCCACCCAUUGAUUUAGAGAUGUAUAAUAGUGAUCAGCUCUUUUGUCUGGUCCCAUACAACAUUGCCGCAACUGAUCUGACAAUUGUGCUAAAGACUGUUAAACCAGCCAAACAAAGGAUGUCAAAGGUUGACGACUCAGUCAUUUUGGCAUAAAGAAAGCCAUCAUCUUACUAUAAAUAAAGGCUUUAUUCUCUG